AUUCUGGCCAGGGCCAAUAUACACACUCCCAACCCGCCAGUGGAACUCCAUCUAAGGAACGAGCACACUCCUCGUCUGCCACCAUAGACCAACGAGCACACAACCCAUCCGCCAUGGCUGACCAACUAACAGAGGAGCAGAUUGCAGAGUUCAAGGAGGCGUUCUCCUUAUUCGACAAGGACGGCGACGGCACCAUCACCACCAAGGAGCUGGGCACCGUCAUGAGGUCGCUGGGCCAGAACCCCACAGAGGCGGAGCUGCAGGACAUGAUCAACGAGGUGGACGCCGACGGUAACGGAACCAUCGACUUCCCAGAGUUCCUCACCAUGAUGGCCAGAAAAAUGAAGGACACGGACAGCGAGGAGGAGAUCCGCGAGGCGUUCCGGGUAUUCGACAAGGACGGAAACGGCUACAUCAGCGCCGCCGAGCUCCGCCACGUCAUGACGAACCUGGGGGAGAAGCUGACGGACGAGGAGGUGGACGAGAUGAUCCGAGAAGCGGACAUCGACGGGGACGGACAGGUCAACUACGAAGAGUUUGUACAGAUGAUGACUGCAAAGUGAAGCUCGCCCGCCCCGCCCCCCCCUCUUAGAAGACAAAAAAAAAGUUUUACUUACUCUCUUGGGAAAAAAGAAGAAGAUGUUCAUUUAUUCAUACCGUUUCUGUUUAGAAAAAUAACUGAAUGUUGAAAUAAAUAAAUAAAUCCUUCUGUCCACACGGGGCAAAAAAAUAUUACAACAACAAAAAAAUAUACAAAAAUAUCUGCAUGAAAAAUGAUGGUUAGUGAUCCCCUCCCCCCACCCCCCGGAGAUCAGUUUAGCAUCAGUACUAAAUAACAAUAACAACAACGAACCCUGUAACUACUUUGAGAAGGACGCAGCGGCGCCGGGGGAACGCCUCCCGGGCCCGUGAGCUGCUGCCGGACGUCGGGCUGGCCAUCUCUUUCUUUCCGUCUGUUUUCUGUUCUUCAUGCAUGCAGCUUGAGACCGGAGCUCCCCCCCCACCCUCCCUCACCCCCCCCACCCCCCUCCUCCGGGCUACCAGAGCGUGCUGAUUCCACAAUGCGCUGUCCUCUUGUUGGUUUGGUACAGGUUUUUUUUGAGCCCCUCCAGGUUCUGGUUCUGACCGGCGUUAAAGUGGAAUGGGACUUAAUCAUAUGCUAGAUAAAUAAAAUUGAAAAAAAGGGAGAGAGAAGGAAAAACUAAUGUACAAAAAAAAAAUACAUUUUCAAAUGUUUGGCAUGUUUUUGUUACGUUUUAUUCGGACGGCCAUCUUAGUAGUUGUGCGUCCCGCCCUGUGUUGAAGGGGGGGGGGGGGGGGGCACCUGAAGAGUCUUACGUGAGCUUUCUGAUCUGUUUCGAUGGAGCGCCGGUCCUCUUUUCUUUGCGAGAGAGAGAGACUCGCCGGCCUCUCCCCUCCUGCUUCUCGACUCGGGCGGCGGUGCACGCCGUUCGAGGGGGGCGUCGGCACGCCGCCGGUCUUUCCGCAAAACCGUCCUCCGCCCGAGUUCAGUUUACAUUCAUUCCAAGUUGUACAUGCUAGUCUUUUUUUUUUUUUUUUUCAAAUAAAAGACCAUGAACUUUAA
Molecule: messenger RNA, 1585 nt
Organism: Pseudoliparis swirei
Lineage: Eukaryota; Metazoa; Chordata; Actinopteri; Perciformes; Liparidae
Product: calmodulin-1
Exons: 6
Coding region: 114-563 (149 amino acids)
Molecular function (GO): calcium ion binding
Source: RefSeq, a predicted model, not a curated record